GACUGACUGGAAUCAAAAUGGCGUUAUUUGUCUGAGUUGUGGGAUAUCUUUACUCAGUUUUGUUUCUCAAUUUUCAACCGUUCUUUUGACACUGUUGAGCAGCAUGCACGCAUAAAAUACCAGGAGAGUAACAUACUGGGCAUUCAGUAACCAUGUCAAAAGCACAGAAUAAAGACUCCUUGAAGGAUAAACUUAAGGGGCUGCUUUGGUUUGCCCCACCCAAGUACAACCCUAAAACAUCUGAUGAAAAGUCUCUGGACAUAAUUAUAACGGAAGAGGUGUUGAAGGAGCUGAAUGCAGAGUGUGGGCUGAAUAACCGAAUUAGAACUGUAAACCAAGUGCGAGAACUAGCAAAAUGCAAAAAAUUUGAAACCCAUGCUGUGGAGGCAGUAUAUGUGGCUGUUGCAGACAUGCUAUACCCUGACCAACCUGCAGAAGCCAGACAUGCAGUUCUCCAGCUGCUGACUGCAAUAAUUAAUGGACAGGGGGAACGACUGGGAGUCCUACGUGCAUUUUUCUUUAAUGUUAUUAAAGAUUAUUCCAUAAAUGAAGACUUCCAGGAAAGGCUAGAAGUUUUUAAAGCUCUUACAGAAAAUGGAAAAGACAUCAUUUAUUUAGAAGAUGAUAUAGCUCAGUUUGUCUUGCAGUGGAUGAAUGAAGGCCUUACAGCAGACUUUCUUCAAAUUCUUGUCAACCUGGUGAAAUUCAACAGUUGUUACUUGGAUCAGCACAUCACUCACAUAGUCCACAAGAUCUGCUUACUCUGUAACCGAACGACAUCCUCAACUGAUAUCGAGGUUUCACUACAAGUGCUAGAUGUUGUAGUUCGCUAUAGCUGUCUGCCUUCAGAGUCCCUACAUGAGUUCAUCAGUACUCUGUGUCGCACAGUUAACGUAAAGGAGUUCUGCGUUUCUUGCUGGAAGCUGAUGCGCAACGUACUUGGGACUCACUUGGGGCAUAGUGCCAUUUACGAAAUGUGCCAUAUCAUGGAAGAAAGAAACUAUAUGGAUGAUUCUCCUUUGCUAAGAGGGGCAGUGUUCUUCGUUGGGAUGGCUCUCUGGGGAGCUCAUCGGGUUAAUUAUCUCAAGAAUACACCAACAUCAGUAUUACCUUCUUUCUUAAAGGCUUUGACCUGUCCAAAUGCUGUGGUAUCCUACGAAAUAGUACUGUCCAUAACUAGAUUAAUUAAGAAAUAUGGUCGGGAUCUGACUGUGGUGACUUGGGAUAUUCUUCUUGAAAUAAUUGAAAAACUACUUCAACAACUUCAGACUCUGAAUAGUCCAGAGCUAAAGACUGUUGUCCAUGAAUUGCUGUCUACUGUGGAAGAGUUAUAUGAACAGAAAGGUUACCAUGGCUCAGAAGAGAAGUUUUUUGGGAUAAUCGAGGGCUGUGCUGAUCAAAGAAUGGAAACUUCCGUCUUAACCUUGAUAUCCUACCGAGCUCAGUCUGUUCAUCCUGCAAAAGAUGGUUGGAUCCAGGCAUUACAUAAAUUAAUGGACAGAUUUUUCAGGUCAGAGAGUCGAAGUACAAUUCGUGUUGAUGUCUUGAAGGUUCUCUCCUUUGUGUUGAGUAUCAACAGGCAACUUUAUGAGGAGGAGUUGAUUGAAUCUGUGGUGAUUCCACAGCUGAGUCACAUUACAGAAGAUAAGGAUCACCUUGUUCGGAAACUUGCUACUCAGUUACUUGUUGAUUUAGCUGAAGAGUGUAGUAAUCACCACCUCAGCAACCUGCUUGAUGUCCUUGAAAAGGUAAUCAGUCAUCCCUUGCAUAGUCCUCUUACUGUGGAAACAGGAGACAAAGAUGUACAUUCUGUGAUGCCAUUUGAAGAUGUGAAAGUGGCUGUUUCGGGUCUUCUUGAUAUUCUUCAGAUAAAGUUGUUCAGUCUGCCUGCUAGUCAUGCCAGCCGAGUCUACGAUUUGCUUAUAUGUCACAUGCAGUCUCACUACAAAAACAUGUACUGCUCUUCCACUGCCAACAGCGUCCGACUCAAGGUAUUUGAGUUUCUUCUCUGUCUUCGGGCUGACUCCCUCCAUCGACUUGGAAUUCCAAGCAAGAAUGGUGCACUGAGAUUUAGUCCCUACUGUCUUUGUGAAUUGGGGAGUGAAUCAGAGAAGCGUGUCACUGAGAAGAAACCUCCUGGUACUGGCUCUCCUCCUGCAGGAAGUUUGUCUGCCUCAUCCCAGGCUAACACAAUUCGUAUGGGCUACUUGCCAUAUUCACAAAUCUUCAAUUUAUUUUUAUUGUGCCUCAGACUGGAGGAAGAUUGGAAAGUAUUAAAAAUUGUUUUGGAUAAGCUGCCUGAGACGCUACAGAAUAAAGUUCUCAUCUUAACAUCUCCAUGUAACAUAGACCAACUCUGCACAGCUCUUUGCGUGAUGGUUACAGAUCGCACAAUUUCCGACAGGUUACGUGGAACACCUGAUGGAUUCUCCCGCACUGACAUACAGCUGGCCGUUGUACCAGUACUUACAGCUUUAACAUCCUAUCACAAUUAUUUGGACCAAGUUAGACAACGUGAGCUGAUACAGUGCCUGGAGGCUGGUUUGAUUUAUCGUUGUGCAAAGCAGUGUGUGGUUGCACUAACAAUGUGUACAAUUGAGAUGCCAGACAUCAUGAUGAAAUUACUUCCUGCAUUGAUUGUCAUGCUGACUCACAUAUCUGCUACCGUCACCAUGGCAUCACCUAUGUUAGAGUUUCUGUCAACUCUGGUCCGACUGCCUCAUCUUUAUGCUAACUUUGUGGCUGAACAUUACGUCAGUGUUUUUGCCAUUUCCCUUCCUUACACCAAUCCAUUCAAGUUUAAUCAAUAUAUUGUUUCAUUGGCCCACCAUGUGAUUGCGAUGUGGUUCAUAAGGUGUCGUCUGCCCUUUCGGAAAGACUUUGUGCAGUACAUCACUAAGGGCUUGAGAUCAAAUGCUUUACUGCCAUUUGAUGAUACUCAUGAGCAAAGCAGUUUUAGGGGUCGGAGCACCAGCCUAAGUGAACGGCCCAAAAGUUUGAGAACGACUAAAAACAUAAAACAAGGCUUGAAUAACACCUCCCCAGUUAAAGAACUGAAAGAGCUCACCGCAGUUGAUGCCUUCCGGUCCCGCAGCAUCAGUGUAUCUGAACAUGCAGUUCGCAGCAGGAUGCAGGCAUCAAUGACCAGCGCAAGCCUUGGCUCUGCUGAUGAAAGUGCAGUGGCUCAGGCUGAUGACAGCCUUAAAACUGUCCACCUGGAGCUCACAGAGACAUGCUUGGAUAUGAUGGCACGAUAUGUAUUCUCAAAUUUCUCAGCUCUGCCUAAGAGGUCUCCAGUAGCAGAAUUCCUUUUGGCUGGAGGAAGGAGCAUGACAUGGUUGGUGGGGAAUAAGUUGGUAACCAUUACAACGAGCAGUGGCACAGGAACCCGGACACUCUUAGGGCUCGAUUCUUUGAAUCGCCAGAGCUGUGCUGAAAUGACAAGAUCAGAUCCAUCUCUACAAGUCCGACAAACAAAGGAAGCCCCAGCUAAACUAGAAUCUCAGACUGGCCAACAGACUUGCAGGGGUUCGCGUACUAGAGUUCGGUCAAUGUCAGGUGGCCAUGCACUUCGAGCUGGUGCUGUUGAUAGUUUAAGCCCUUUAAUUUCUCCUUCUGAUAAUGAGUUCUGUGGUCCGAUGGGUCAGGGAAUCGAAGCUGCUGCAAUAUUUAGAUCACAGUCAACUGUUCCUGCUGUGUCUGCUCUUCAAAAAGAAAAGACAAACUUAGCUGACUACACCCCAGUUUUGACACAGGGCUGGGCAGAAAUUGUUGUUCGCAGGCCAACAGGUAAUACCAGUUGGCUAAUGUGUCUGGAAAAUCCACCUAGCCCUUUUUCCUCUGAUGUUAGCAGCAUGCCCUUGCAAGAGCUUUCUAAUGUAUUGAUGACCCUGGAGAAAUUAAAGGAACGCAGAGAAACAGAGCUGCAUAAAUCUUUCUCAGAACCAUGUCCAAAUGUGGCCCAUAGCAUCCCUAAAGCCUCUUUGCUUCAGCGUUCUAAUACAGUGGCCUCUUUCUGUUCCAUGUCCCAGUCCAGUUGUCGAGAAAAGUUGCACAGGAGCAUAUCCUGGGCAGAAUCAGUUGUGGUUGUGGAGGAAAAGAACCAGUCUGAGAUGCAUUUUGAAGAAAGGGGCUUUCCACCCGAUUCCCAGUAUAUUGAAGACUUUGAGCCUUCAUACACUGAUAUCUCAGUCAGUGAAGAAAGGAAUGCCAAAUCCCAGAAAACUGUCAGUAGGUCAUCUUCAGUAUCAAGCCAAGAAGACAAUACUACCCAGUCUGAAGACUUGGACAGUGUAAGUAUUUCUGUUGAGAAUACAAUUUUUCCAGCCUCUGAAGACAUUACAGAGGAUUUGUCUUUUCAACCUGUUCCAACUCAAGACAAGUCGCACUGUUUACCAGAAUUCCAGGUAGUGCGAGAAGCUAUGAAAGAAGAAAAUGGAAAAAAUAUUAUUGGGAGGCCUGCUGCUGAAGAAAAGCUAAAAGUGGAGGCUGGAAAUAAGGAAGUUGAGGGCUUGACAAAUGGGUCUGCUGCAAAGACAGAAGGGGUUAGCGGAAAUAGAUUAGAAUGCCCAUCACAUGCACACGUUCCUCAGUCACCCUCUGGGCAUCGACCACGGGGGCACACUAUCUCAGUGUCUGCACCAUCACGAAGAGGAAAGAAAGCAGAAAGUGACACAUUUAGCAACAGACUAGGAGCCUCUAAUCAAGAGAAGCUGUCUGGAGUAAGCCCCGGCUUUGUGUUUUUACAGCUGUACCACUCACCUUUCUUUGGAAAUGAAACCAAUAAGCCAGUGUUGUUACCCAAGUCACAGUUGAUCGACAGAGCUGUGAAGGUUCUAGACCAGAUGCCUCCAUAUGACACCCACAAGAUAGGGGUUGUUUAUGUUGGUGAAGGGCAGAUAAACAAUGAAGUGGCAAUUCUGGCCAAUGAAUACGGCUCCUUCAGGUAUGCACAGUUCCUGACAGGGCUUGGAAAGUUAAUAUAUCUAAAAGACUGUGACCCUGACCAGAUUUUCCUUGGAGGUUUGGAUCAGUAUGGAGAUGAUGGCCAGUUUACCUACUGUUGGCAUGAUGACAUCAUGCAAGCUAUUUUUCAUAUAGCCACUUUGAUGCCAAACAAAGACUCUGACAGAGGGUGCUGCAAUAAGAAGAGACACAUUGGGAAUGAUUUUGUUAUUGUGGUUUACAAUGAUUCUGGUGAAGAGUACAAGCUGGGAACGAUCAAGGGUCAGUUUAACUUUGUUGAAGUUAUUAUUAAGCCAUUGGAUUAUGAAAGUAAUCUGGUUAGACUACAGUGCCGUAAAGAUCUAGAAGGACUAGUGGAUACAAGUGUUGCUAAAAUUGUGUCAGAUAAGAAUCUUCCUCUUCUGGUCCGUCAGAUGGGACUGCAUGCUAAUAUGGCUUCACAGGUCCAUCAGCACCAGGCAAAUCCAUCAGACACCUAUGCUUCAAAGUGGCUGGCACGACUACGGCAAAUCAAAAGGAUCAGAACUAAGGCACAAGAAGAGGCUCAAUCACAUCAGAGUGUAGGAAUCUCCGUGUCUCAGCAACACUCAUCUGUUCAAAGCAAAACAUCUCACCCACAAACACUGCAAGUUACUGGAGCAGAGACUGGACAAAGAAAGCGACUUGUCUCCACAGUUGAUGACUUUACUGAUUUUGUUUAAAGUUAAACCAGGAAAUUCCAAUCACCAGUACACAUUUUCUGUUUGAAUACCCUGUUAAAAGAGGUUGUCUCCUACUUGAGAAGACAGAGCUGGCAGGGUCCUUCGUGCUUUUCUAGUAUUUUUGUACCAUAUCAUGACUGUCCUGCAGAAAUCCCAAAAGAUCUUAAAGACCUUUUGAUUCAGUGUAAAAGGAGCAUCAGACAGAAAAUUUAUUGUGAUUGCUUCCUUGCAGCAUUGAUUUUGUGUUCAUAUCAUUAGGGUGUGGUAUUCCUGCAGACGAGUAGACUAAACAUUCAUGUCUUUGCACUUUAGAAGCAUGAAGGAGAGUGCAGCAGACUUUGCUAUAUUGUUUACAGUACUCAUUUGUCCUAUCACUUUACUUCUUGGAGCCAUUCUGGUUUAUUUAAGGUAUGUCAUCAUUAUGGGAAUGUCUUGUACUGCAUUUCAGCAACACCAAAUGAAGUUUUGAGUUACAUUUUAUAAAGUUAAUUGCUCCCCCCCCCUUCUCCAUAACCUAGACCAUGUUUUACUUACCCGAAGACAGCUUUUAUUACAUUUCAGGGCUGUGUGAUUGGGGGUGAGAUGGAGCACAAGACAAGUGAUUACACAUUGCAGACUACUUUACCAUAUCCUCAGAGAUAAGUCAGGGUAUGUAUCAUAUGGUUGCAUGGAAGUGGGUAUUGCACCUUUCACAGAAUAAGUGUGUAUCGUUUCCUUAGUACUCCAGUUUCCUUCACUUUUAAGUAUGCAGUGCCUCAUCUGCUCUGUUUUUAAGCUAUGCACGUGCAGUAUCCCUUAGUUUACUGUAAGUAUAGCAUCUAAGUAAUGAUUAGCUUUUACCAGCAAAAAGACAAGCCUGUUAUAUAUUAUGCGUAUUCUUCUGGUAAGUUACUGUACACAAGCUUUCAGGACUAGAGGGAUCAUUAUGAAAGCAUAAAAUUGUUUGCAUUAAUAUUUUUAUCAGCAGAGUGUAAUGAAUCGAAUGAAAGGCAAGUGAGAUUAGCUUGUUACUCUUUUGUUUCUUAGUGUCUGCUCCCUUGUCACUGGCUUUAAUGUGUAUACAAAAGAAAGAGAUGCCAUUAGGCAAUAGUAAUGGCAUACUGUUGUCCAGGGCCUGUUAUCCUCUUGACAGUCUGCUGUGUUGUCUCACAGGGCAUAUUGAUCCCUGUACAUUUUGUUUCCAUGCCAUUCCUAGUGGCACUUUAUGAUGUAUUGUUAUGUUGUCAUGGAAGGUCUGCUUUACACUGUGUGGCAGCAUGUUGCACUGUCUUAUAGUGGCCAUUGAUGGAGAUUGGCUGUGUGCAGUACUUUUUGUAUAGGUCAGUGGUACAUGCAUUUGAAUGUGUUGCAUUAUCCACUUAGACUAAACAUUUCUUGCUGCCAGCUUUUGCUUUGUAAGGCACUGAAAUCUGAUGAGGCACUUUGAGGGGAUAGUGACAGUGGUUAGCACUGUGCUUUUCUGUUUCUGCACAUUUUAGGUAUCUUGACUAGCAUUGCACAGCGUUAUUCAACAGUACCUAUAAGACAUUAGGUGGUGUGUUGAACUGUCCUGUUACAGCACUAUGGUAUUUUCUUUAAACUUAAUGUGAACUAUGCAGCAGAUCUCGAUGACAGUAGACGGUGUUUCACUGUUUAUUAGCCAGUAUUGUACUGAGCUAUGCAGCAAGUACCAAUAAUAGUGUUAAAAUGUACUGCAGUGCCCUCCAUGAGUCCAUUGACAUUUGGUAAUUUGGAGAAUUGUCCAGUGACAGAGCAGCGAUGAUUUUUUAAUGUGCUACAUUAUCCACCAGAGUACUGCUGUGCUGAUUUGCUGUCUUGCUGAACAUCACUAGCUGCUCGUGUGCAGUUUUAUCUACAGUGGUCAGGCUUCAGUCUCUGGCAGAGUUGCAUAAUACAUUAAACUGCAGUGGUGCUGGCUACAUGCUGCAUUAUAUAGUAGGAUUCCCAUACCAUGACGGGUAGUGUCAUAUAAGGAUAACACUGAUGUGGUUUGCAUCUUGUCCCAUGACGUGCUGCCACUUGUUACGUGUUUCACCGUCUGUCUGAGCUCUUUUGAUGUGCACAUCAUUGUCCAGUAAAAGUACAGUGGCACUGACUGAUGGUGCUUUGUGCUGUCAUUCAGAGUAUAGAGCAUAGUGCUUAGUAAUGUUUAAGUCUUCCAGAACCCAGCAUCAGUGGCUGGUAAUGUGUUGGAUUAUCUGCCAUGAUGCAACUUCAUUGUCUUAUGAAGUUAGUGUCAGUCAUGGUCUGUACUACCUGUUAAUGCGUUACAAUGACCUAAAAAAUCAGUGUUGUUAUAUGCAAGUAUGUUAUAGUAUACAUAAGCUUCUGGUGGAAUGGGUUCAUAAUGUGCUGAAUUGUACAUGAUCCUAGUGAAAGACUACAGACCACGAGGCAGAAUUUCAAAGCCUGUGGCCUAGGUCAAACGAGCUUAAAAUUAGUAAAAUGCCAUACUGUUUUUGUCAAUACAAGGAAUAUUGAUAUGUUGGUGUUAUUCCCUGCACUUGGUUGUAAUAUUAAAUUAUUUGUUAUAGUAUCUGAACUAAUUUGAUCUUGUGGUCUGAUGUCUUAUAACCUAGUUCCCCAUUACCAUGCAUUACCUUAGGGACAGUAGCAGUAUUUUGCUUAUCCCACAGGGCUUAUGACACCUGGAUGGUAUUGUUAUCCUCCAAGGCCAUAAACUGCAUUGACACACUGCAAUGAUAGUAGCUGUCUGGCUGCUACAUUUUCCACAGACAUUUGCACUAAUUUACCACAUUCUGUAUUACCCAGUGACAGUUGCCCAUAGUGACUUUUAUCCUUUAAUAUUCUGUGAGAGUGGAUAGAAUAUUUUAAGUGAGUAAAAUAUCUGUCCAUAAUAGGAAGUGACAUUUUUAUAUUAUUUUAGUUUUGUAAUCAAUAAACUGUGUUUUGUGAUCAGUUGUGUGACUUACUGUUGUCUUGCAGCAGUAUAUUGCAUCCUGUGUGAACCAUUGAUUCUGGGCUAGGAUAUAUGCCAAUGAAUGUCAUUGCCAACUAGCUGCACACUUGUUCUUUAUUUUUCAUUGGUUGUGACUGACACUGUGUAGUAUCCCAUUUGUUUGAUGUCUUUGUAUGUACUUUUUUAAGUUGUAAGUUCUUAUGGCGUCCUCACAUAAUUGUACAGCAGAAUACUGCUGUGCCCUGGUGAGACUGGUUCUUCCUUCUUACAGUUUACAGUUUAUUAUGUUGCUGGUCCCAUUGACAUUGACUGACAUUCUUGUCCUUUUUCCUCAUUGUAGUCCCUGAUGUUAGCUGCCAGUGUUUUUGUAUUACUCUGUGCAACCUAAGACUAGAGUUCAGCAUGCUCCCACGGUAUUCUGAUGUGUUCUCUAGUGCCUGGUGACAUUACGCAUUAUUACAUAAUUUCCUCUUGCAGGUGCCAUUAAGUUCUGCCAGUAGUUUGUUGCAUGAUCCUUCAUAUUUUCAUUAUUUUUGUUGUUAUGCUGCAAUUAAAUUUGUGUUUUACUUGUGGCACACUGAUAUUUUUGUCCUGCAGGGAAUUGUUUGAAUGUGCAUGCCAGUUUUUAUUUCUUUUGGCUAAAUGGUACUGACAGUGAGUUGCAUUACUGCAAAACAUCAGGUUCCCCAGAUUGCACUCUGCUGUAUUGCAUAGCUGAGUACAACAAAUGAGAUUAUUACUUCAUUAGGUUGCCAAAUGCAAUCAGGUGGCAGUGCUUUGCAUUAUCUUGGCACACAGGCAUUGUACUGGUAACCGGGUUAGUGAUAUUACCCAGUAGAACAACUUGGUACUGUAUUGUGUUACUGUAUUAUCUACUGAUGCCAGUAAGAUAUGCAACAGUUUCCUACAGUUAAGUGAAAUUGGCCAUCUGGAUAAGCAUUGUGUUGGUGUGCUGCUGUUUGAAUAUUGAAUGACCAACAUCAUUUGUCAGUGUGCAUUGUCCUAAGCUAGUGCCACUGUGAUGCACUGUCUUCAAGUAAUAAUUCCAGAUAGGGAGUUCCCCAUAGUUCUGCCAUAGCGGUGUCAUCUGGUAGUGCAGGGAAUCGCCAUGCAGUAGUUUUGUGUUAAGGCAAAUUGCCCCAGGUGGAGGAAUAGUGUUUUCUCUUCCUUCAGUGCUUUCUUGUAUGUAAGGCUGGCAGCAAAGCAAUUGUUGGAGUGCUAGUGCACUUAUUUUUUUGAGGUGAAAGCACAUUUCUAUAUGUGCACAGAAACCAUUUCUGCAGUACUAGAAAUUUAAUUUCAGUGACAUUAUUAUUUAUCUAUACAUGUACCAUUAGGCUAGUUCCACUUUCAGUCACUGUUACAUUGCAGCUGAUGAUGAGGUCUUGGUAAAGCAAAGAUAAUUGCUCCAUUCCAGCAUAACAGGAAAUCUGAUAAGUUAUGGGCCUCUGACUUGAGUGCUUGGGUUUUCUUGACUUGCUCUCUCUUUGUUCAGAUGUCUUGUACUCCAGGAAGCUCGUAUGUCUCACUAAAAGCCAUAUGGGGCACAGUGUAUUGGACCUAGGGUGAAACUGUGACAAAAGUGUUAGUGUACAUGGAAGAAGGUAGUCAAUGGCACUUUCAUAGGCUGAAGUCAAGGACAUUUAUGAAUGACUUAAUGAAAGCAUUGAUGAUUUACUUUUCUUCAUAAUGCAACUCUUAGAAAUUGCAUAAGAAAUGUCAAAACUUUUGGGUAUAUAUUUGUAAAAAUAUUUAUUUUUUGGGCAAUGUGAACAAUUUUAUUUACUGUUAACUUUCAAAAUCUGAAUUGCUUUGGCAAAAUUAUUUGGAUAGCAUUGUACCUUAAAAGAUUUACAUUAACUCAUAUUGCAGCAAUUUUCUUCAAGCCAAAAUGCAAAAGAGAUGUCUUUUUUUUAUUUUUUCAAUGUGUAAUAAUUGCACUAUAAUGUGAUUUCACAUUUUCAGAUUGCAUUUUGCUAGCCUCUGCUAGAGUUAAUUUACAGAUCGCUUUACUCUAGGUGUUUCCAUGUGAAUGUAUGAAUGCUACAGUGACAAAUGACUGCCUGUAGUAGUCCAAUUACUGGAUAUUAAUUGAAGUUUUUCAGUUCUUGACCUUUUAAAGAACAUAAUGUACAUAUGCAUUGAUGAAUCAUUGCACGGCACAACAAAACUGAAUAAAGUGACAACCUUCAAGGAA
Messenger RNA from Protopterus annectens (West African lungfish), 10783 nucleotides. It is a transcript of the gene TSC2, whose product is annotated as TSC complex subunit 2. The transcript has 42 exons. Bases 153 to 5666 code for a protein of 1837 amino acids. Gene Ontology annotation, cellular component: cytoplasm; nucleus; TSC1-TSC2 complex. Lineage: Eukaryota; Metazoa; Chordata; Ceratodontiformes; Protopteridae. Gene Ontology annotation, biological process: negative regulation of Wnt signaling pathway; negative regulation of insulin receptor signaling pathway; negative regulation of phosphatidylinositol 3-kinase/protein kinase B signal transduction. Gene Ontology annotation, molecular function: GTPase activator activity. The record is from RefSeq and is a predicted model, not a curated record.